AUGGGUGCCUACAAGUACCUUGAGGAGCUGUACAAGAAGAAGCAGAGCGAUGUGCUCCGUUUCCUGCUGCGUGUUCGCUGCUGGGAGUACCGCCAGCUGAAUGUGGUGCACCGCGCAUCGGGUCCAGCACGUCCCGACAAGGCUCACCGCCUCGGUUACAAGGCCAAGCAGGGCUACGUCAUUUACCGCGUGCGUGUGCGCCGCGGUGACCGUAAGAAGCACGCCCACAAGGGUGCCACGUACGGUAAGCCUGUGCGACAGGGUGUGAACAAGCUCAAGCCCCAGCGCUCGCUGCGUGCGUUGGCUGAGGAACGCGUUGGUCGCAAGGUGUCGAACUUGCGUGUGCUUAAUUCGUACUGGCUCAACCAGGAUGGCGUGUACAAGUACUUUGAGGUCAUUUGUGUCGACCCGCAGCACAAGGCUAUCCGCCGCGACCCGCGCAUCAACUGGAUUGUCAACCCGGUGCACAAGCACCGCGAGUGCCGCGGUCUCACCGGCGCCGGCAAGAAGAGCCGUGGUAUUGGCAAGGGCCACGGUUUCCACAACACGAUCGGUGGUGGCCGGAACGCUGCCUACCGCAGGAGGGAGAUCCUCCAUCUGCGGCGCUACCGUUAA
Molecule: messenger RNA, 615 nt
Organism: Malassezia restricta
Lineage: Eukaryota; Fungi; Basidiomycota; Malasseziomycetes; Malasseziales; Malasseziaceae
Product: large subunit ribosomal protein L15e
Exons: 1
Coding region: 1-615 (204 amino acids)
Biological process (GO): cytoplasmic translation
Cellular component (GO): cytosolic large ribosomal subunit; ribosome
Molecular function (GO): structural constituent of ribosome; RNA binding
Source: RefSeq, a predicted model, not a curated record